UCUGUUGGUUGGUCAAAAGCAAAUGCAAAUCACCCAUUCCAUUUCUUUUGGAGUUUUACCAAAUAGUUGCUUCUUCCCAAAGCCAAAAUCUUUGGGGUUUGUUCAUUUAAAAAACUUUUCUUUUUUUAUGGGAUUUUGUUGCAAGAAAGAAGACAAUGUUUCAGAGGUUCAACUUCUUUCUAAUAGCUCUUCUCAUUCCAUGCUUUCUUAUCCUUAGCCCUUCCUAUGCCCUCAAGGAAGGAGAAACAUGCAUCGUGAACAAGAAUUGUGAUCGGGGAUUGCACUGUGAAUCGUGUCUCGCUAGCGAUAGUUUCCGACCUAGAUGCUCUCGUAUGCAACCCAUUGAUCCCACCUCCAAGGUAAAAGGGUUGCCGUACAACAAGUACUCGUGGUUAACAACCCACAAUUCAUUUGCUCGAAUAGGAGCAAAAUCAGGCACCGGCUCUAUGAUUCUUGCUCCUUCCAACCAACAAGAUUCAAUCACAAGCCAGCUCAUUAAUGGUGUUAGAGGGUUUAUGCUUGACAUGUAUGACUUCCAAAAUGAUAUAUGGCUUUGCCAUUCUUACGGUGGAAAUUGCUUCAAUUACACCGCAUUCCAACCGGCGGUUAACAUUUUAAAGGAGUUUCAAGUGUAUCUAGACAAGAAUAAAGAUGUUGUUUUGACACUAAUCGUCGAGGACUAUGUGAAAUCUCCUCAUGGUUUAACCAAAGUGUUUGAUGCAUCCGGAUUACGAAAUUUCAUGUUUCCGGUAACAAGAAUGCCUAAAAACGGAGAAGAUUGGCCUACUCUUGAUGAUAUGAUCAAACAGAACCAAAGAUUGGUUGUUUUCACGUCCAACCCUGGCAAAGAAGCGUCUGAGGGAAUUGCAUUUACAUGGAGAUACAUUAUAGAGAAUCAAUAUGGAGAUGAUGGGAUGAAGGCUGGAGGGUGUACUAAUAGACCGGAAUCAGUUGCAAUGGGAGAUAGAUCAAGAUCACUUAUUCUAGUCAAUUAUUUUCCAGAUACAGCAGAUGUGAUCGGAUCUUGUAAGCAGAACUCUGCUCCUCUUCUUGACACCGUAAAAAGUUGUCAAGAAGCCGCGGGACAACGCUGGCCUAACUUCAUUGCAGUCGAUUUCUACAAGAGAAGCGAUGGUGGAGGAGCUCCAAAAGCAGUGGAUGUAGCAAACGGUCACUCACUCUGCGGUUGUGAAGAUAUAUCCGCUUGUAAAGAGAACAAGCCGUUUGGGACGUGUGAGAAGCAAGAAGAGAAGAAACCAGAAUCUAACCUAAUGAUGAUUGCUAAGCUAACGGCUGAAGCAACCAAAGGCUAUGGUCAUCCAUCUACCAAACCGACCCAACUUGGGCUUUCUGUGUUUGUUAUAACAUUUUUCUCACUUCUCUUAACUUUUUGACUCUGAUGGUUAACUUUAUACA
This is a messenger RNA of Capsella rubella, 1416 nucleotides long. Its product is annotated as PI-PLC X domain-containing protein At5g67130. The transcript has 8 exons. The coding region runs from base 156 to 1394 and encodes 412 amino acids. NCBI's taxonomy places the organism in Eukaryota, Viridiplantae, Streptophyta, Magnoliopsida, Brassicales, Brassicaceae. Gene Ontology annotation, biological process: lipid metabolic process. Gene Ontology annotation, molecular function: phosphoric diester hydrolase activity. The record is from RefSeq and is a predicted model, not a curated record.